Messenger RNA from Homarus americanus (American lobster), 1246 nucleotides. Its product is annotated as metabotropic glutamate receptor 2-like. The record is from RefSeq and is a predicted model, not a curated record. Gene Ontology annotation, cellular component: membrane. Gene Ontology annotation, biological process: G protein-coupled receptor signaling pathway. Gene Ontology annotation, molecular function: adenylate cyclase inhibiting G protein-coupled glutamate receptor activity. NCBI's taxonomy places the organism in Eukaryota, Metazoa, Arthropoda, Malacostraca, Decapoda, Nephropidae.
UCGUGUGUGGAGCUCAGACCACACCUUGAUGAGAUAACACGAGAGAGAGGGGGAGUGAAACAAGUGACACCAGCCAGAACUAUCUCAGAAAAAUACUAGUCUAUGAUAAUUAAUUAACUUAUAAAUAAUGAAGGAUUUUGAAAGUUACAGGAUUUGAAAAGAAAUUACGGUUAAUAUUAUCGCCCAAACUUUGAAGAAAAAACAAAAAUUAGAAAAAAUAAAUUAAAAGACUGAUUUAAUUUAUUCUUGUUGUCCCUGAAUGGUCAAGAAAAUGUGAAAUAAACUGUUUACUUUUCUUAGAGUAAACUUAAGAUGUGUUGCAGAGUGUUACACGUUAAGGACAAGAGCUUCCCACAACAUGAUCAGUCAACGUCCAGUCAAAUGUAAGACAAACUUCACCUUACAAGUACCCAACGAGAUGCCAAGACUCUAGAGAUGUUGUUUAUGAUUUUAUAAGAAAGUGAAAAUAAGCAUAAAUAACCUUAGUGAUUAUUUGUGGAAGUGACACGUAAAUAAAAAAAAAAUUGAGUGGGAAAUUAUGUUGUGUAGCAGUGGUCGAUUUAGUCAAGGAGAUGUCAACAAGUGUAGUGAUAGUGUACAGUUGAAAGAGUGAAAAAAAAUAGUGAUGUAAUAAUAUCCUGUGGAAGUGAUUAGUGACGUGAGAUAAUGAUGAGGGAAUGAACAAUGUGACCGAGGUAGAGGGAAGGUGAGGGUGAAAGUAGCGUGACCUUAGACGGUGGUGAACCUCUUAACAUGCGACCUAGGCAGUUACCCCUCCCUCUUCUCUCUCUCGUUCUCCUGUUGGGGCUCCUCCUCGAUAUCUCUACGCCCUCCCUGUCAUUUCACACUCCUGAUCUCGAGUAUGACCUAAGGACUUUGCUAUACGAGAGUCGAUACGUGCCCAGGAGGGACUUACCCGGGUACAUCUCACGGACUAAACGGCUCACACAUAAACAAAGUCAAACAGUGGGACUUAACUUUACAUGGCCAGCGAGGAAGUUAGUGGCGACACAGGGUAAAAUUUUGCUCGGUGGCCUCAUGAUGGUGCACGAACGCCAUAAUGAUAUAGUGUGUGGCCCCAUUAUGCCCCAGGGAGGUGUACAGGCGCUGGAGGCCAUGUUAUACACCUUGGAUUUCAUUAAUGACCAAGAAGACUUCAUCCCAGGUGUAAAGCUUGGGGCUCACAUUCUCGACGAUUGCGACAAGGACACCUACGGAUUGGAACAGGCUGUAGAUUUUAUAAAAG